UUCUCUAAAACUUCUCUCCGUAUAUAUAUAGAAGUCCCUCCUCUCAUCAAUCCAUUCGUUCCAAAAGAUCCCACAGGCAGACACUCUCUCUCUCUCUAGGCUCUCACUUUCUCUCUCUAGACAAAGCAAAAGCCCAUGGAGUUAGCCAUGAACAAUAACAACAACAACAUGUGCUCAACCUCGGCCACUUCCUAUUCCUCGGACUCCUCCUCCUCCUCGGAGUCCACCUACACCUGCUACGGCCCCGCGGCUGUGAUGGGCCGGUCUUCCUUUUCGGGUCACAGGUCGGACCGGGUCAAGGGCCCGUGGAGCGCCGAGGAGGACCGGAUCCUCACCCAGCUCGUCCAGCGCUACGGCCCCCGCAACUGGUCCCUCAUCAGCCGCCACAUCAGUGGCCGCUCAGGCAAGUCCUGCCGCCUCCGCUGGUGCAACCAGCUCAGCCCCUCCGUCGAGCACCGCCCCUUCUCCCCCGCCGAGGACGAGGCCAUCCUCGCCGCCCACGCCCGCUACGGCAACCGCUGGGCCACCAUUGCCCGCCUCCUCCCCGGCCGCACAGACAACGCCGUCAAGAACCACUGGAACUCCACCCUCAAGCGGAGGGCCUCCUACUACUCCCCCUCCCCCUCCGCCGCCCCCUCCGCCUCCGCCUCCGCCGCGGCCGCCGUGCUGGGCUGCAACAGCGGCAACAACAACGCCACCGACGAGGCCAAUGGGGCCGCCGUACAUCAAUAUCACUACGCGCAAUGCGAUGCUGGGACGUCGUUGACGACGACGAUGGAGGAGGGGGACGACCCGUUGACCGCGUUGACUCUGGGGCGGCCGGGGUUCGGGACGGGGACAGAGGAGGAGGAGAGGAGGGGGCCGGUGGCGGCGGCCGAGGAGGUGCCGGAGGGGUUUUGGAAUGUGAUGAGGGGUGUAAUAGCGAGGGAGGUGAGGGAAUACAUGAACUCCACGCUGGACGCUCAGACCUCUGGAUUUCAUUAAUUUUAAAUUAUUAUUUCCAAUUAAUUAAUCAAAUUUAGGCCUCCUUUUUUUGUCCCCCCUUUCUUUUGGGUGUUGAUGGGGGAGUAAAUUGAAUGGAGGAUAAUUUAGGAAUUUCGAUUAAUUCAGUGUUAAUCGCAAUUGUAAGAAAUCAAAUUGGCAAUUAAGUAAAAAAUAUAUAUAUAUAAUUAUUACCCCCAA
Punica granatum (pomegranate) is the source of this 1182-nucleotide messenger RNA. The record is from RefSeq and is a predicted model, not a curated record. NCBI's taxonomy places the organism in Eukaryota, Viridiplantae, Streptophyta, Magnoliopsida, Myrtales, Lythraceae.